AAAUUUAAAGGGGUCUGAAUGCUUUCCGUACCCACUGUAUGUCGGAACAAGCAACAGUUCUUGUCAUUGGGUUGUUUAGAGCUCGGUCCUCUUGGCUGCAGCUCCUCGGUUGUUUACAUCCACCGCCGUGGCUACAGGCAGCCAUUUUAAACAAGGUAGCAAAGCACGGACGAGGAGCGGUGGAGCUCUGAGCCAGUAACUGUCAAGACCUCAUAGUUUCCCCUGCUCCCGGUUUAAUGGAGCAUGUGAGGGCCAAGGUGCGCUGCCCCGGCCCCAGCCUAGGCUUUGUUCAAAUGGGCUCCCGUCCUUCUCUGAUGGGCACCGUGGAACAAUAAGCCUAAGGUGGAGCAGCUGAAGAAAGCAUUAGUGUGAGACCCCUCCUGCAGGUUGCCAUUUCAGCCUCACUGCCCUCCGUUUGCUUCAACAGUAAGACAACCUCUUUUCAUGACCUAUUACAAUAGUGAUAAACCCAUUUUGUGCCUCAAGUUGUGGCGCUGAAAUUCAGUGUAAAUGCACAACCGAUGCCUCGGUGUAGCAUUCACACCUUCAGGUGUAAAUGCGCCUUUGGAGGCUCCAGCUAGCGGUCUGCUGAUCCCUCCCUGUGCGACCGGUCAACGUUUGUUUGUUUUUUUUACAACAUAUCCAUCCCCUGGUGGGCUGCGGUCUUGGUUCUGUUGGCCCACAGUCGCAGAUUCCAGACACAAUCCAAACGAAGCUUCCCUUCUCGGUGAAGAGUGAAAGCCCAGCUGUAACCCAAACUGUUUGGUUUGGAGGAUGUUGGGAACUGAAUGGAAGCAGACUCUUUGUGUAGCGCAAGGCCUGUUGUUUUGGAACCACUAUUGGUGGGGAUAAUGCCCAGAUUUCACAGAUCCGUGGUAUCACUGUUAAAAACCACAUCCAGGCUUGGUACUAAUGAGGUUUCUGACUCAGGAAGACACAUUUCUCCUUCACUUUCUCUGCUUGCUCUAUGCUGGCAUUUUUCUCCAAACUCCGCUCGCUGAAAUCCAUUGUUGUUCGCCGCACGGCCCGCUGUCCUCGUGAUAUCAGUAUUUCAAUUCAUUACAAAUACCAAGUUUAUUAUCCAUUUAAAUAUGCUGAACUAUGAUACCACUUCAAGCAAGUCAAAACAUGAAGCAUUUGAAGAUAUUUGUAGCCAACGUUGGUCCCGGGGCCUCGCUGUCGGUUGUUUGUUUGUGGCAACAAUGAAAUGCUGCGCUUUCAGUCAAAGUAUUGAACAAAGCUGUUGUUAAAUCUUUUGGGGCAAGUCAAAUCUCAAGGCUACAUUAGCAAAUUGUAAGAUCUAAGUCUUUCAGAUCUCUGAAUACUUAUAAUUAAAAGCGCACGUCACUUCAACAUUUUCCUUUCAAAGUGGUAGGCUCCACGGACGGCGAGAUUCAUUUCAACAACUAUUGAAUUGAUUAGUGAAAUGUCUCAUAACUCUUGAAUUGUCACAACAUUUGGUACAGGCAUUCAUGUACCCCUCAGGAUGAAUUGUAUUGCAACCCGGUAACUUUUCCAUUUUUCUUUUUUUUUGUUUGUCCAAAACUUUGGUUUAUGGGCAAAUACCUGUGAUGACAUUGACCAUAGCUGUACCUUGUGUUUAGUGCUAAUCAAAUUAGCAUGCUAACACAUGGAACUAAGAUGGUAUGGUAAACCUUAAGUAAACAUCAGCGUGUUUGCAUGGUAGCCUGUAGCGCAAAGCACCACUGCAUCGACUAUUGGCCUUCUUACAAACCUGAGCCAGCGUUAUUUACAGUUUGUUUUGGUCAAGGCUUAAGACUUAAAUGUUUUAUUUUCCCUCUAGUUUAAGUCUUUAGGCGGGGCCAUGUCAAGUAUUGUGUCACAGCAAUCAAAUUCAAACCAAGUCCUGUUUUUUGUCUGGAGUUUACAGCUCAGGUAUUAAGCUUGAUAACAGUUUGCAUUAGAAAUAAAACGGUAAUGAAACGUGCAUCACCCAGCAGACUACAGAGAGCAAAAAAAAUAAAAGAAUACCCAGGAAAUGUGCAGGUGCUUCCAACACAUUGCUUUAUCACUGUCUACUCUGUGCCCAGUCUGCCCAGCACGCGGGCUCGGCUCCGUUGUGUUCUCAUGUCGAUUAGCCAAAAGCGUGUCUGGUGGCGCCACUUCCGCCUCUCGCUUCCUCACUGGAGUACCAUCUGCAGCUCUCUGCCUCAGUGUUUGCUUCACACUCCCAAUCCCAUUCAGAUGUGAGUGCCAAAACAAUCAGAUAGGACGACAUUGACAUGAAAACUCUGAGGUUGAAUUUGUGAGUCUAAUCCCCCCCCCCCCCCCUUUGCCGCCCUGCAUCCUGGUAAACAGAUUUUGAAGAUGAGUUUGUUGAGUGGCAUCUUCUUCGCCAUGCAAGGCCACAGCCCCGCGGGGGGGAAAUAAACAACGGUACCUCGGAGUGAAGAUGAUGACAAGUCUAUAUUAGGAUGAUCUUUCCAUCGCUUUUUUCAAAUGAUUUCGUUUAUAUUUUUGAGCCUGGAUUGGUUUGUGGAUGGUAUGGAUGUGUAUCUGCAGCGAACUGCCAGUUAUCACAUUUGACAUCGCAAAUUGACUGCCAUCAGUCUGCAGAUAGGAGUCGCUUCACCCACAAAAGUGUGGGAAUGAAAGAGGCAUAUUUUCCAUCAACACCUUUUUUUUAUUUUUUAUUUUUUUUAAAGAUUUUUUGCUUAUUUAGGCAAUUCUGUGUUCCACAGCUCACGUCAAACUCGGGGCCAUGAUUCGCUCAACAUACUCUUGAGAGGCAAACUGAAAUUGCUUCGAUCAAUCCUUGAUCAUUUUUAUGUGGAGGGUUGUGACGGGGGGGGGGCGGCAGAUAAAAUGGAACAGCUCACCUGAAAUCAGUCCUGACACACAGUGACAUCAGCAUCACCCUGCCUCAUCUCUGGGUCUUUAUUGUAACAGAAGAAUACAUUCAGAGUUGGUUUCGCUGCCCGUGUGGAGUAAACCCCUCUUGAACUAUUGUCAUAAUUCAUAAAACAUUGCACAGCUGGAGGCGAGAUGCUAUUGACUUCAUGCUGAAUAAGGGACACACAAAUGGAUUCUGUUCCGUCAUUGUGAAGGAUGGCCACUGGUGGGAAGACAUAAUUCUGAAAAACAUGGAUUAAAAUAAUAAUUUUUAUCUAGGGAAUGUAAUGUUGGUCCGUCAGUCAACCACUUCAUCACCGCGGUCCAUGCUGACAUCGAUUAGAUGGACUGCCAUGACAUUUCUGUAUGUACAUGCAUGAUCCCCUCAUGAUUAAGCCCACUGAUUUUAAGUAAUCCCCUGACCACCAUGAGUCAAAUGUUCGACUGGAUGGAUUGCCAUGACCUUUGGAAUGAACAGCCAGGGGUACCACAUGAUGUAUCCUAAUAUGUAGAUCCACAAAUAUACAACAAACAUAACUCAAAGCACCACUCUGCUUUAUUGCAGCCUCACAGGGCUGCUGGCAUGGCUGUGGAUCUUUUUUUUUUUUUACCAGUAAUAAUUUAGUUCCAGCUUAAAACUUUCAGCUAUUUUUCAUGUAUUCUGUUACAUUUUCUAUAUUUUUUUCUAAAUUAUAGAGGUAUUUCACUUGAAAAGGAAACUGCCAGCAGCAGGCAUUUACCAGUAUACUGAAUGCGAAAUUAAGAGAAAUUUUAAGACCAUGAGUAAAUCGGCAUUCAAAAUGUCACAUCUCUACAUUAUUAUGACUCACAGAAAGGAGCUGAAUUAAUCAGGUUGUGUGUAACUCUUUUCGGUAUAACCUUGCAUGCCUCAGAUUUGAUUCACUGUGCCCGUUAAAUAUUGAAACAAAAGUACAUCCGUGUAAUGACCUCUAACUUUUACAUUUCAAUGUAACUUGCGACCCAGACGGAGAAGUCAAGGUAAUGUGAUAUUUAAUAAAUGAACAACAGGACUGUUCUUUUUUUUCUUUCUUUCUCCCCCUCCCCAAAGUCUUCAGGUCAUUGUAGAUGGAUGUGUCUCAAAUUAUAUUUUAUGAUUAGGCUAAUUGAAGUGGCCAGUCGUAUUUUAAUGUCCGUGACAGGCGGCUUUACUGCCUCCUUUUGAGUCGCAUCGUGGAAGGACAAGCAGAUCCGUCAUUACUCAAGGCCUCAGCGUGAUCUCAUUUUCUACUUGCUACUCAAACAACCUUUGGAUUCAGUGAAGUUUCAGGUCUCACUGGCAGUUUUCAAUAAGAAAGGGGCGGAGAGCAAAGACAUUACAUUUCUGUGUCUGAUUAACCUGAAGGUUGUCUCAUUCAUUGCUGUUUAAAAGCUCGGGUACAUAUAUCACUCUUACAUCCCUUUACAGAUUUGGGAUGAACAUUAAAUACAGACCGAUGCAUAAUGAGGAAAACAACGAGCCGAGAACUUUCGCUGUUUAUGAUAACUAAUAAGAGAUUCAGCUUAAUUAUUAUAUUAGUUUGUUUAUCAAAUAAUUAAUUAUCUCCAUCACGUUAUAGCUUGUCUCGACAAGAACAUUCCGUGCACCCGUCCGUUCAUGCUUUGGGCAGCGGUGUUGCUUUAUGUUCCCCGUGGUUGUGAUUUGAUAUGAGAUUCACUAGACAAUUUCCAGUUUAUUACUGCUGUGUCCAGGCAGUCCCUGAUAAGAUUAACCAAUGUCUAUGAAUCAUUGCUGGAGAGUAUUUGAGGCGCCGGUCAGCGGCUGAACGUGCACGUCCAGGAUUGAGUGAGAGCAGUGCAGUGCCCUUGUGAUAUGAGCAACACUUUACAAAGACUGCCCCCUGACUACUGAUCCUCGGCUGCCUGGAGGACGUUGUGUUUCUAUUCUGGUAUUUGCCGCGGUUUGGAUCGAGCGCACAAGGGUGUGAUGAUCUCUGAUCUGUGGAAAGGGCGUUGAUGUGCCUGUGGGGAAAACGCUCUCCGGCCCCAAACCCAAUUUCCACUAAAAGAUUGAGGAGGCCAACGUGCUCCGGGCGAGGCGCUGAACUCCCUUUCUUUUCUCGUCUUGUCUUUUAAUCGCAUCGCGCUUUUAAUUCUUUCAUGGACGAGUCUCGGACCCUUUUUUAAACAUUUCAUGAAGAGCGGGGGAGAUAAGAGAGCCGUGAUUGCCGCUUUGGUCCCCGGAAUCUCUGCAGCAUGCUGCAUUUUUUUAGUGGAGGCCUUUGUUUCACUAUAACACUUCUGGUAAUUGUGCGAAGGGAGGUGUUGACUUUGACUGAUGGUUUACCCUUCCAACAUUUACACACAUACACACACGGACGCAAGACUUGAUGAAUUAUGUAUCGGCGCGCUUGAAACAAACUAAUCAAUAUAAAAUGUCUCGCGUCCGUAUUGACCAGAAAUGUGGUUGGUACACAAGGGCCACGAGGAAGAAAACACAUUGCAUUGAGGUACACAAUGUGAGUUACUAAUGGCUAAAUGUGUUGCAUACAAUCAUGUUUUUCUGUGUGCAUAAUUGUUCAUCAUUGGUGGUCUCUGGGUGCUUUCACUUCUCUAGUUGGGUCUAUUUGGUCCGACCCGAAGGGAAAAAUGAUACAUUGUUGCUGUUCACAUUGACUUUUUACAUAAUCGAACCAAGAGGAGCAAACAUGUAGAGUGACAGGUACUUUGUUGAUUGUUCCCUUUUGGCUAUUGUCGUCCGGCAUCAUCAUGGAGCAACGUUGGGAAAUCAAAUUCCGGAGACUGACAGAAGUUUGUGCAGAAUUUAAAUGCUUUAAUAACUAGAUUAUAAGCAUUUUUAGUAUUGUUAGACUGCAAAUCGACCGAAUGUUGUGCGGAGUGAUGGUAGAGAAAGGGGUGUACAAAAGCCCCUUUGCACUCUCCCAGAUGACUGGUGCGAACGGCGGGGAGCGCACGGACAUUAUGGCUGUAAUGGAGAACAGCUUCCGACCUAUUGAUCAGGGAAAAUGCCAGCGUUGACGUGCUUACAGGUCCGUUAUAAGAUUGCUUCCUGAACAGAUUUCAUGAUCAGCAGUUGGAUUUAUUCGUAGCUUAGCUUUUUGAAAUCAUGCUAAAAUAACAUAUCUGCUGUCAUAAAAUCCCGUGGUUGAGUCGUCGCAAACAAACCCGGACCGGCGGUUGUUCGGUCCGCGUCAGGGUUUGAUUGACAGCUUUCACACCAGCCCACAUGAACCGUGCUAACCAAGUUUAUUUGAACCAAACUGAGCGGUUUAGGCACUAGUGAAGCACCACAGAGCAGCUUUAAUCCACCUAUAUAUAGAUGGAUGGAUAUCAGAUCUGUGUAUCCAUGUUUACAUCAUGCUCGCCUUGUCUCCGUCAGCUCGGCUUUACGGAUCUAAUCCUGAGGGGUGAAAGUGUCGUUCAUGCAGUCUGUGUGGGCUGUUGCCUGUGAUACAGAUAAACUGUCUCAAAUCAAUAAGCUUCUGCGCCCCCGCCCCCCCAUUUUACCUUCGAAAGGUCAGAGGCGGCCGAGUCUUUUAACUCCUCAUUGUUUAGUGUGUGUCGUGUCCAGCUCUAAUGAUCUGGCUGGCAACACCUCAGCACCAGCAGGCCUUCUUCUCUUUGAUUGGCUCUGAGAUUUCUUGGAAGAUGGAUGCGUCUAUCGUCCUUGACUGGUUUGCAAUAUGCGCUGCCAUACCCUCCUCCUUCUAGCCUGCAUUUCGAAUUGCUGUUCUCUGUUUGAUGGCAGGCAAUUACAGGAGAUUGUUUUUCUUUUGUUGAACACGCCGGUCGGCACGGUGCCCCUUUCCUUCUUGGAAAGGAAGUGCCCCUUUUUUUUUUUUCUCUACUUGAAAGAUGCGCAUAUAGCUUGUAGACGAGCACUAUUUGACUUAGCAAGCACAAUGUUUGAUUGGAAGGUUUAAGAGUGAAUACAGUCCAAACGUGUUGGCAGUCGCAUGUAAUUAGUUGUCUCUGCUGUGUAUAAUCUUCAGACGUUUGGAAAGAAUAAUUAUUGUUUAUAUUGAUGGUUGGGUGUCUUGUGUUGAACACAGCUGGCCGUCGUAGUUUGCUUUUUAUUUACUACUUGUUGCAGAGUUGUCGAGAGGAAUAUGUGUGUUUUUUAGAGCUUGAAGAAACGGAAACAAUUUCACAACACAAUUCUCUUUUUAGCAGCUCUGUGUUGUUGUGGUGUAUUUGCUGUAAGAAGGUGAUAAUGAUGCAACUUUAACACCGAAUAGUUCAGCUAAUUAUGCAGGUUAUUUGAUAAGACGCAUUUAAUUAAAAUGUAUUUCAUGGGAGAAAAAAAACAACAAAAUCAGUCCUGAUUCCAGAGAAACAAUGAUGGGUUUAACCUGGAGCUGAAGAUAUUUCCUUAUCAUAACUCAAUAGUUUUGCACUCCCAUCCUCUGCUCGCUGAAAUGACUGUUUUGCCUUUUUUUUGAUCAGGAGAUGCGAAGAGCGGAGGAUGCGAGAGAGAUGAUGUAUAGCGAUAUAGAUAUAGUAAUGAGUGAUGGCGGAAUGAGAGGUACGGAUAGCCGGAGGAGAAUGACCUUGGCGUCCAACAUUCAUAUUUGAAGAUGUGGGAAAUAAUCAGCAUGGGCUCUCAGCGCUCAGCAGCACAGCAUGCCCCUGAUGACUGCGCCGCAAACAAUGAGCUUCACUGACGCAGAGGAGUGUGUUUCAGAGAUGUGCUUCAGUUUCCUCUCUUUUUGGUGUGCUCUCUUCUUCUUUUUUCCUCUUUUUUUUGAGUGCUAUCCAGAGCCUGCAGCGGCCCUUUUGCCAGUGAAGAGGCCGCUCAUUAAAAAUGGCCACCGUCAAAUAUCAUCCCAGGGAAAAAAACCAAGCUCUUCCUGUGAUGUUUGUUUGUUUUGAAUACCACAUUAGAAUCUGUGCCCAGUCUGGAGGCGGGAAGUCAAUAUCAAAGUUACAAAUUCAGUUGACAAAGCACUGUAUGUAGUCGAGCGGUGAUUGCCUAAAAAGUUCCAGCAGUGAUCAGCAGGAACACACCAACCAAUCGCCUUCAGACUUUCUGGCUUAUUGAUAUUUAUGUGGCUCACAGCGAGCGUGAUUUUUGUUCGAUAAUCAAAAAGCGUGCAUGCAGGAUGUUGGCAGCGGGAAUAUAGACGUCAUGGCGCUCUGCGGCAUUAGCAGUCACCCCGUCCCUGUAACAUGCAGCAGUUGGAAAUGGCAUUUGUGACAUUCACUGAGUGAGAGUGAUAUAUUCACCUCGGCCGGCUCGUCCAGCCCUCACCAGAGCAGACAGCUGCUAGAAAAGCUAUGUGCACAAACAUUGUCGCACCGUCAACAACUCGCUGUGGCCGUGCUGCAUGGCUUUUUUAUUACCCCAGAAUGGAGUAAGGAUCCAGCGAUACAGGGGUCAUGGUUUAUUUAGACAUUCAGACGGUUGCUGUGUGCUUUUGUUUUUAUAUCUCGGAAAUAGGCAAAGUAUUCUUCCCUCUUUAUCUCGCUGCACCGCGGUAGAUCCGCUUUAACCCACGCCAGAGUGCUGCGAAGAUGUGGCAGAAGGCUAUUACUUCCUGACGUAUUGCAAUGCACAUGUCAUUUAACAAUUCAUUCAAAUGAUGGACAGGGACGCAUUACCACAUUUAGCUUGUCACAGAGGGCGUUCCGUAAUAUUUUCUGCUCCUCGCUCUGUAUAAGUUGAGAAGAUGGCAACUGCUGCCUUUCCCGACGUGGAAGCCUGAUGCCAGAAACAUUAUUUACUGUCAGCGUGCCGCUCGGAGAGUGCAGCCCAGCCACCUCCUGCAACAGGGAAAACAGCUGCUCACCUACAGCUGCAAAGUAGCCUUCAAGCCUCAAAUGAUCACACCAGCGGUUUGCAUAACUUUUACAAAAUACAGCAUUGUUUAAAAGUAUUUGGAUUGUUUUCCCUCCUACUGGGGAACCAUCGGUUUCCAUUCGUUUCCGCUUUUGGAAAUCAACUUAAACUUGGCUUGAAAUCAGUAAUCCAUCACAGUGAGCAUUUCAUUGCCUUGAGUGUUUGUCAGAGUUACCACUUCCCCCACUCUGCCCUACUGCUGCAUUCGUUACUGCCCCUGAGCUAUGCCUCAGGACUCCAAACCAUUCAUAGACUGCUUCGCUCUGUUAUCAUAUCGGUCUAAAAUCUGAGAGCCGACUCUUUCCAUGUUUACUUUAUCCAGGAGACGAUUCUAUUUAUCAGCAACAUGUGCUGUGCUGGGAUGUGGGAUGUGGUACGGCUGUCUACGGAUGACGUCAAGGAACGGCAUGCUCCAAGAUGGAAAUAAGUCCUAGACUGACUUCGUUGUGUUAUCCAAGACGAUGCCCCAUACUUUGGCAUUUGUUUGGAAUUUCGUCUAAAAAAACAAAACUAGAAUGCCCUGCUUCCUGGUGCUGACACUGAUGCAGACAUCCAAUCUGCAACAGUGUGGUGUAGUAGUCGAUGGUUAAUGUUGCAGCUCAGACUGCAUAUGCAGUCUGUCUGGUGUGUUUAAGGACCCUCUAAAUUAAACACCACUCUUUUUAAUGUGUGACUAAAUUCACAAUAUCCAGCACUCAUUUCUCCUCAUUUUCUCAUGAACGCAGCGGUUUUUUUUUUUUUUUUUUUAGCAGCCAGGUCUCAAAUGUCAUGUCUCGUGUCCUUGACCACACGCCAGCAAGGAGAGUUUUCAAAAUGGUCCCUGCUCUCAACACGCAUUAUCACAGAACAAUAGCAUAGCUUCGGCUUUGUUCACUGUGACGGAUGAGCUAUCCCAAGCAUGUUCCAAGACUCUGCAGUUUUAUAGUCGAUUUGAAGUACAUGUUAACUGAUGGCUCCCUUGAAGAUAGAAAAUCAAUAUGAACUGUGAACAUUUGCCCAUUUGAAAAUACAUAUUUCUGCCAAGAAAGCAAACACACCCAUUGUUAUAUAUUGUAUUUCUUGCAUCAACUACAAUCUGUGAAUUUAAGCUUAAAUGAAUAGACAAGAAAUGAAUAGAGAGAUUUGUAUGGGACUUGGGAGGUGAUGUUGAGAGAUGAUCCGGGACUUCUAAUGAGACAUAAUGCUUUCUCCACUGCCAACUGCUGCUGCUGCUGCUGCUGCAGAUCUCCUGCCGUGCCUGAAGGACGUCGGAGCACCCUGCCAUGUCCACCAUCUCCUCACCCGUCCUCCCUCCUGAUCACCCUGUAAUUGGUAAAUCUGGCAUUUAAUCAGCGCUGUGAUAGCUGCAGAGACCUGGUAGCAUAAAUAGAGAAGAGAGGAGGUAAAGAUAGGAAUAUUGCUAUUGGAGGGGGGGGGGGGCUCUGUAUGUAGAGCAGGUCGUCCUUUAACCACAAGGUUGGCGGUUUGAUCCGCAGCUCCUGCUGUCCGCAUUUCCCACUGCUCUGAGAAAAGCUUAGGGUCGGCUGAAUGCAGAGGUCAAAUUUCAUGUAUGAACAUCAUGACGAAGUUUAAGUCUCCAUCGAGCCGCUGCAGAGCGCUGAUUGACUUGGCAAUGGCUGGAUCGGGGCUUGCCAGGCUUGCUGUAUUGCAGUAGAUUGACGGUGAGCAAGUAAGAAAGGGAGAAACCAUUAAGAGAGCUCCAUUGCACUCGCAGCUCAAGAGAGAGCAGCCAUUGUAUUUACAAGCCAAGUGUGUAUGUAUGCAUGCGCUCUCCCAUCCCUCCCUCCCUCCCUCCCGCUCCUCCACCAGAGGAUCAAGAAGGUGUGUAGCGCUGCGUCCACAGAGAGUUCUCAACACCGCCGUGCAUUUUACCGCUUGUAAAGCAAUCAUUUCCACCCCUUCAUUUCCCUCUCUCUAUCCCCCUCACUCCCCACCCUCCAGCUUCUGGGACUGCUGAGUCAGCUCACCUUCAUAUGGAGAGUGGCUCCCUCAACCGAGACAUUAUUGAUUUGCCCCUGGUUGUAAGGGGGAAAUGUUCCCAAACCUCUCAGGCCAAUUUUGCUGCGCUGCACAGGGAGCACCGCUGGGCAUUGGGAUUGAGAGGGGAGAGAAAAACAUAAACAUUACUACCAUCACACACACACACACACGCACACACACAUACACGCAUACAAGCACUCAGGCAAAAGGGGAGGAAAGUAUGAACACCAACAUAAUGACACACAUGGACAGAGAGGCACAUCCCGGCACAAAUACAGAAUUACAUACACGUAUAAGUGGUGCAUCAGUUGUUUGGCAGCAGCUGUGUGAAUGCUGCCUUUGUUUGUUUGUGUGUGCGUGUGGUGAACACACCAGAAACACGACUAGCAUGCUGCCGAGAUCUAUAGUGCUAAUGAUCUGGUCAUUCCAACAUAUAAGCUUCAUACCAAGGCAGCAGAUUGUCUCUCUCUCCUGUUUUCUCUCUAUCUCACCACUACCAUACUGGUGGUAGUAUUCUCACACACACACUCACGCCGAGAGCACAUUUUACUAGAGCACACUCUUUACUUGAAUGUGGGCCCGGGCCAGUGAGCUACAUCAUUGCUUCAUUUGGAUCAAACUCCAGAGCUCAGGAGUCAUUUAUCUGCAUAGUGUGUGUGUGUGUGUGUGUGUGUGUGUGUGUAUCUAACCUUCAGGCAUCCCACUCUUCGCCACUGGGAGAAAUCAAUGCCAGCGCGUAGAACAAAGAGAAAACCCUCCUCCGACUUCACCAAGGCCUGCCCCUGUUAUUCCCUCUGAGAGGAAGAGGAAGUGAUGUCACGCCACCACCACCGCUUUGAGAGGGACUACCGGGGACCCUGGGAGCGGAGAGACAUCCGUCCGUCCGGCCUCCACAACGGCGGAGCCAAUCACAGCUGUGCCUCUGCCGUUGUCAAUGGCAACAACCGUCCGGGGCUCCUCCCCCUCCCGGUCAUCCCCUCCCUCCUCCCCACCCCGGUCACAGUUGCCGUGACAACAUCAAGUAACGACAUCGCGGUCAAGCGAGGCAUCCCGUCGGUGGCUUCAGCGUCUGCCAAGGUCUCCGGUCUGUCUCCUGGAGACAGCCAGACCCCAGGACUGCUGCUGGCUCCAGGGGUGAGGUGGGGACAGACGCCCAUCAACCAGCUCACACCCUGGGAUACGGACGAGCCCCCCGCCAAGCAACAUCGAGACAGCGAGCCCACCGGUCCUGCCUGGGCUGCACCAGUAGCGGCGGUGAGCCAGUCCAGCCUGCUGCCCCACACCUACGGCCUCCCCCAGCCGCCCUCCUUUAGCCACAGUGUGACCGCGCAGUCACCCAUCAUAGGAGUAACCCCGUCCAUCCAGGCACCGGUGCCCCCGCAUCACCCACUCAUGACAGCCCACUUCCAGCUGACGCCGCAGUCGACCCAGCAGCCGCCCUCCAUGGUGCUGAGCAUGCCCAGCCAGCCUCAGUACGCCUCCGCUCAGCUGUCCGCCCAAGCUAACCACGUGGUUCAUCCAAACCCUCACAGCGUGAUGGGCAACGGCCACUUAACCUCUCACCCCGGCCUCAUUCAGCACCCCGCCUUGCCUCUGACCAAUGGACAGGCAGCGGCGGUGGCGGCGGCGGCGGCAGCGGUGGCACAUGCUCAGCCCACAGCCGGAGACAAUCAGGACGGUCCUAACGGGCUGCAAAUGCUGCGGACAGUCGGGAUGGGGAAGUACGAGUUCAGUGACCCGGGACAUCCUAAAGAGAUGUUGAAGGAGUUGAACCAACAGCGCAGAGCGAAAGAGUUUACAGACCUGAAAAUUAUUGUUGAAGGCAAAGAGUUUGAAGUCCACCAAAAUGUUCUAGCUUCCUGCAGCUUGUAUUUCAAGGACCUGGUGAAAAGGUCAUCGGGGGAGACGAGGAGCAGUGAGACGCUGGAGCUGAAGAUGAGCAACAUCAGCGCCGACGUGCUGGAGCUGCUGCUCGAGUUCGUCUACACGGGAUCGCUGGUCAUCGACUCGGCCAACGCCAAGACGCUGCUGGAGGCCGCCAACAAGUUCCAGUUCAACACUUUCUGUAAAGUCUGUGUCUCCUUCCUAGAGAAACAGUUGACUGCAGCUAACUGUCUGGGAGUGCUGGCCAUGGCUGAAGCCAUGACUUGCACCGAACUCCAUAACAUGGCUAAAGCUUUUGCACUGCAGAACUUCCCUGAGGUGGCAGGACAGGAAGAGAUUUUGAGUGUGUCCAAGGAGGAUCUGGUGGCCUACCUGUCCAACGACAGCCUCAACACCAAAGCUGAGGAGCUGGUCUACGAGACGGUCAUCAAGUGGAUCAAACAGGACCCCAACUCCAGAGUGCAGACUUUGUCAGAUCUGUUGGCGGCGGUGCGCCUCCCCUUCAUCCACCCGUCCUACCUGCUGAACGUGGUGGACAACGAGGAGCUGAUCAAAUCGUCGGAGGCGUGCCGCGAUCUGGUCAACGAGGCCAAGCGCUACCACAUGCUGCCCCACGCGCGGCAAGAGAUGCAGACGCCCAGGACCCGGCCGCGGCUCUCCGCUGGUGUAGCGGAGGUGAUAGUUCUGGUGGGAGGGCGCCAGGCGAUCGGGAUGAGCCAGCGCUCCCUGACAGCAGUCACCUGUUUUAACCCCCAGAGUAGUAAGUGGUACCCGCUGGCCAGCCUGCCCUUCUACGACCGCGAGUUCUUCAGCGUCAUCUCGGCGGGAGACAACAUCUACCUGUCGGGGGGCACAGAGUCUGGUGUGAUGUUGGCUGAUGUAUGGUGCUACAUGUCCCUGCUGGACAACUGGAAUCUGGUGUCCCGGAUGACCGUGCCCCGCUGCAGACACAACAGCCUGGUAUACGACGGCAAACUCUACACCAUCGGAGGACUGGGCGUGUCAGGGAACCUGGACCACGUGGAGAGGUACGACACCAUCACCAACCAGUGGGAGACGGUUUGUCCUCUUCCCAAGCCGGUCCAUUCUGCGGCAGCCACGGUGUGCGGAGGGAAGGUCUACGUGUUCGGAGGCGUGAACGAGGCCGGCCGCUCGGCGGGUGUCCUCCAGUCCUACGUACCGCGGAGCAACACGUGGAGCUUCAUCGAAUCCCCCAUGAUAGAUAACAAAUACGCCCCUGCAGUGAGUCUAAACGGUUUAAUAUUCAUCCUGGGAGGAGCCUACGCUCGAGCCACCACUAUCUACGACCCAGACAAAGGCAACAUCAAGGCUGGUCCCAACAUGAAUCACUCUCGGCAGUUCUGCAGCGCUGUGAUCGUGGACGGGAAGGUCUACGCCACAGGAGGCAUCGUGAGCAGCGAGGGUCCGGCCCUCGGCAACAUGGAGACCUUCGACCCCUGCGCCAACACUUGGACGCUCCUGCAGUCGCUGCCCUGCCCGCUCUUCAGACACGGCUGCGUGGUCAUCAAGAAGUACAUUCAGAGCGGCUGAGGGAGGGAGGGGGGCCUCGGACCCGGACCCGGACCCGGUCACACCGGGUCGACAGCGAACACCAGCUGAGCUCCGGGUGUGGGACGAUGUGCGACGGCAGCUUAGGGCCAGGGGGGGCGGCUGUCAGUCCACGACCUCUGGACUUGACGCCAGCAUCCAUCCGCUCUGUUACUUGUCCCGCCUCCCAAAAAAAAAAACAAGCCCUGUGCAGAAUGUACUCAUGUUCAACUACUCAGCCAUGUCAGGUGACGAUACCUAACCUCCAGUACUGUAUGUGUCAUGGUGGUAGUUCAUCCUCUCAUCCAACAGGCACAGGGGUCCCUCUUAGUAAACUACAAAGUCCUUGGUUCUUUCAAUGAAGUCAUUGUUUCAGUUCUGUCGUCUCCAGAUCUCUGUAAACCAUAUUCCUUUAGUAUACUCGGGCUCAGCGCACUGAAGAUCCACAUUUGUCCCUUUUUCAGAAUUACGUUCAACAGGCGUCGGUCAUUCAUUAGUUUCUUUGUGGUGUAUAAACAUUUUCAUUUAGUCGUGACAUCUACAGGACAGGAGGACACGUGAAGGAAAGGAUUCCACCGAGUGUGUUCCUCUCUGUCAGUGCGUGAGGAGCUUCUCCUCUCUCUCUCUCUCUCUCUCCCUCUACUGUGUCGGGAGGCGGGAUUCCUACAGAGUGUGGAUUUAUGAGCUAAUUUCAAAACCAGAUUAUGAACUCUGUGUAACCCAGUUCUUUUAACGACCUGCUAAACAUCGGUAAACCCAUUAUAUCUGGGUCAGGUAGGGUUUAAAGAGAAAAUCUGUAUGUUUUCUUUGUUCUUGUGAAGUUUCAUCUGGAGGAUGAGUGGCUUGUCUUCUCCUCCCCUGGAUUCACACUCGCAGCUCUACAUCGAGAGAGCGAGAGCGAGAGCAAUCCUCAUUUCCGCUGACCUCUGAUCAGAUGUUCAAGUUGGGACAGUUCCUCCAGGAAAAAAAGCACAAUAAUCACCUGUGACUGUUAUCGUAGUUAUCUGUUGAUCCCUGCUUUAAGUCUCAUGUUUCCACCUUCUUUUUGUUUUAUACAACGUGGUUCAUUGCAACCCUCAAGUGUUUCGGGGUUGGUGUUCGUGUAAAUACAGGAAGGAAAAAUGUAUAUUUUAAAAACCUGAAGGCAAUUCUGUAUAAAUGUUUUUAGAAAAAAAGCAAACUGAUAGGUUGGAUUCAAAAUGGUAUGUCUGUAAAUCUGUACCCAAAAAGGAGAAAUUACCAAUUAUUAUUGAAAACUAAUACAUAUACCAGAACAUGAA
Messenger RNA from Anarrhichthys ocellatus (wolf-eel), 15363 nucleotides. It is a transcript of the gene klhl29, whose product is annotated as kelch like family member 29. Bases 11465 to 14086 code for a protein of 873 amino acids. The record is from RefSeq and is a predicted model, not a curated record. Lineage: Eukaryota; Metazoa; Chordata; Actinopteri; Perciformes; Anarhichadidae. The transcript has 14 exons. Gene Ontology annotation, molecular function: protein binding.